This is a messenger RNA of Nycticebus coucang (slow loris), 3764 nucleotides long. It is a transcript of the gene KCNK5, whose product is annotated as potassium two pore domain channel subfamily K member 5. Gene Ontology annotation, molecular function: potassium ion leak channel activity. The record is from RefSeq and is a predicted model, not a curated record. The transcript is spliced from 5 exons. Bases 1 to 1500 code for a protein of 499 amino acids. Gene Ontology annotation, biological process: stabilization of membrane potential; potassium ion transmembrane transport. Gene Ontology annotation, cellular component: membrane. Lineage: Eukaryota; Metazoa; Chordata; Mammalia; Primates; Lorisidae.
AUGGUGGACCGGGGUCCUCUGCUCACCUCGGCCAUCAUUUUCUACCUGGCCAUCGGGGCGGCGAUCUUCGAAGUGCUGGAGGAGCCGCACUGGAAGGAAGCCAAGAAAAAUUACUACACACAGAAGCUGCAUCUGCUCAAAGAGUUCCCGUGCCUGAGCCAGGAGGGUCUGGACAAGAUCCUGCAGGUGGUAUCUGAUGCUGCAGGACAGGGCGUGGCCAUCACGGGGAACCAGACCUUCAACAACUGGAACUGGCCCAAUGCAAUGAUUUUUGCAGCCACAGUUAUCACCACCAUUGGCUAUGGCAAUGUGGCUCCCAAGACCCCCGCCGGUCGCCUCUUCUGCGUCUUCUAUGGUCUCUUUGGGGUGCCACUCUGCCUGACGUGGAUCAGUGCCUUGGGCAAGUUCUUCGGGGGACGUGCCAAGAGGCUGGGCCAGUUCCUUACUAAGAGAGGCGUGAGCCUGCGGAAGGCACAGAUCACGUGCACGGCCAUCUUCAUCUUGUGGGGCGUCCUGGUCCACCUGGUGAUCCCGCCCUUCGUGUUCAUGGUGACUGAGGAAUGGGACUACAUCGAGGGCCUCUACUACUCUUUCAUCACCAUCUCCACCAUCGGCUUUGGUGACUUUGUGGCGGGUGUGAACCCCAGCGCCAACUACCACGCCCUGUACCGCUACUUUGUGGAGCUCUGGAUCUACCUGGGGUUGGCCUGGCUGUCCCUCUUUGUCAACUGGAAGGUGAGCAUGUUUGUGGAAGUCCACAAGGCCAUUAAGAAGCGGCGGCGACGGCGGAAGGAGUCCUUCGAGAGCUCCCCCCACUCCAGGACAGCUCUGCAAGUGGCAGGGAGUGGGACCUCCAAGGACGUCAACAUCUUUAGUUUUCUGUCCAAGAAGGAGGAGACCUACAAUGAUCUCAUCAAGCAAAUUGGGAAGAAGGCCAUGAAGACGAGCAGGGGUGGGGAGAGGGGCCCGGCCCCAGGGCGGGGGACUCAGGACAGCGGGCUGCCAGCCCUCCCUCCUUCCCUGGUUCCCCUGGUGGUCUACUCUAAGAACCGGGUACCCAGCUUGGAAGAGGUGUCACAGACACUGAGGAGCAAAGGCCAUGUGUCGAAGACACCCGGCGAGGAGGCUGCAACACGGGCCCCUGAGGAUGGCUUCCCCACCUCCGAGAUGUUUAUUAACCAGCUGGACCGCAUCAGCGAGGAGGGAGAGCCCUGGGACGCCCAGGACUACCACCCACUCAUCUCCCAGAACGCCAACAUCACCUUCGUGAAUGAGGAGGCCGGCCUCUCAGAUGAAGAGACCUCCAAGUCCUCACUGGAGGACAACUUGGCAGAGGAGGAGAGGCCCGAGCAGCGGCCUGAAGCCGAAGUGCCCCUGAACCUGGGCGAGUUCCCCUCCUCGGACGAGUCCACCUUCACCAGCACCGAGUCUGAGCUCUCUGUGCCAUAUGAGCCGCUGAUGAACGAGUACAAUAAAGCCAACAGCCCCAAAGGCACAUGAGGUGGGGCCGGCUCCCCACUCCGCCUUCGACGGUUUCUUUCCCCUCACCCGGGGUGUCCUGUCAUGGCCGGGACCCCUGGCCCCUGGUGGGGGGCAGGCCUGGAACUAGGAGUGGGGGGCCAGGGGCCUCUUACCUUCAUCCCCUCCAACUAGAUGCUACCGAUGGCAAUGGCGGCUGCCCAGGACAGGGCCUCUGUGCUCCUGCAGAGCAGUGCCCUGGCCGUGGGGGCAUCUGACCUGAGCUUGGCUGGUGCAUGUGAUGAUUUGAUUGAAGAUCUGCAGGCUGGCGGGACAGGCAGACAGGACUGACCCCGAGGAGGCCUGUGCCUGCAUGAAUCUUUGCCCCGUCAUUUGGUUGAAUGUCACGGUUCUCUGAGGCCAAGGCCUCAUCUAUUUGGGUUCACUAGUAUUACUGAGCAAUUUCCGUGGGCCUGGCACUGAACUAGACAUUUUGGAGAGGGAGACGGGGUGUGUCAGACCCAGUUCUGCCUUUUGGAGAAAGUAUUUGGGAACAUAAAACUGUGAUGUGGGGGCUGUGCAUUUCAGUACCUCAGCAGUAGCAGGACCUGUCCCCAUCACUUGUGGGGGCAUAUCUGCAAGGGAGGGAGGGAGGAGAUCAUGGGCAGGGGCUGAAACUGUCCUGAACAAGCCCAUUGUGGGCACAGGGUCCCAGCCCCCCAUGAGUCUGCCUAUCCCAGAGCCCUAUUCCCUGUCUCAGACCAACUGAUGGCAGAUGCAAGGCUUUCUGCCCCACUGUCCCUGAGUAGUAAGAAGAAGGGGGGCGCAGAGCACAGCCCACCAGAAGUUGGGCCUCCUGGUGCUGGAGGGCAGAGAGCUGCAGCCCAGCUCUGGCUCUUGUGCCGUCGCCCUUCUGGCUCCCUGUGGCAGUGCGUGGCCCAGUCCCGGGUCUUAGGACCCACACUCCCCAUCCCGCUGUCUCCUCCUUCCAUGCCUCCAGAACAAGGACCUCACUGUCCCUUCCCCCCCCCCAUCCUCCCACGGGCCGGGUGGGGUGAGGCCAAAUUGCUGUUGGCUCACAAAUGGGCAGCGGCCAAAUAUGUGAAUCAAGCUCUUCUCUCCAGCUACUGUUCAUUGUGUGUGCGUGCGCGUGCGUGUGCGUGUGGAAAGGAUUGCAUUGGGGACCAAAAGAUAAUGCGAAGCUGUACACAGACUGUGUUUCUAGUGAGGGUGGGCAGCCUUGCUGCUGCCGAAGUCCUUGGGGUGUCCAUGAUGCUCACCCUGGGACUGGUCCCAGCUGUCCUGAAUGUUUUUGUUAUUGUUUAAAAAUGAACUGCUGUUUUUAUAUACCUGGAAUUAGUUGUUGCCUUCAGAGCCAGUGGUUAAAGCACAGGGUCCCAAGUAUCAGGAUGUCCAGUGUCCAUGACCUCCGCAAAGGCCAUGACAUCACGGGCCAAGUCCCCAUGCAGAGCUGUGGAGGGACACUGAUCAGCAAGUGAGCCAAGGUGGGGGGAAUCUGUCACAGGUGACUGGAUGCUGGGCAGGGGCAGGUGACCAUCGCCUCGAAGGCCCUCUCUGAUGCUGUGCUGUCUGCCCUUCCACUGUAGGGGCAGAUGGGGCCACCCUCCUCCAAACAUGUGAAGACUGAUGGGCAUUGUGUCCACACCAACCCACCCUCUAACCAUUGUGGAGUCUGCUGCCCCGGCAGGGGGCUGGGAAGGGGAGUGACCUUGUAUUUUUCUGUGAAUUGUUUUAAUGAGCUUGUUUUGUUGACUGUCCUGGGAUGGCACACACUAUAUGUACAUACUGGCAAUGAUGUCAUGUAAUUUAUUUUAACAUUUUUUACAAUAAAACACGAGGUGGACAGGCCAGCUCUGUGCGUGCUGUGUGGGGGUGUGUGAUGAAGGGCUGGUUUGUGGCCCCCGCGCAGUGGGGGACACGGGUCAGGGAGGACUCAGGACAGGCAGGUGUCAAGAGGAUUAGGGUGGUCUGGGAGGGAAAAGUGGAGUGGGGUGAAGAGCGGCAGCUGAGGCAGCCUCUUAGGACAGAGGGAUUGGGGAGGAACAGUGCAGACCGGGUCCAAGAACCAAGAAGGACUUAAAGGAGUGAGGGGGAAAGCAGUGGGGUGUUGAUGGCGAGGACAUGUCACCAGUUUGCCAGGCACUGUUCCAAAUGCUUCACACUCGGUAAUACAUGAAUGAACUCACUUGACCUUGCAGUAGCCCUAUGAGGUGGGUAUCCAGCUCCUUUUUAUAGACAAAGAAAUGGGUUGUCUUGUGCCAAAUCUCAGUAAAAAUGGUGAGCCU